Messenger RNA from Eutrema salsugineum, 1230 nucleotides. RefSeq lists its product as uncharacterized. Gene Ontology annotation, molecular function: RNA-DNA hybrid ribonuclease activity; nucleic acid binding. The coding region runs from base 1 to 1230 and encodes 409 amino acids. The transcript has 2 exons. Lineage: Eukaryota; Viridiplantae; Streptophyta; Magnoliopsida; Brassicales; Brassicaceae. The record is from RefSeq and is a predicted model, not a curated record.
AUGCUAUUCUUAUACAUCGCAAUUUCCGCAUCGGCAGUCAGCAAUGUCCUGGUCCGCGAAGACAGGGGGGAACAGCGUCCCAUAUUCUAUGUCAGCAAAUCGCUAAGUGACGCCGAGGCCAGAUACCCGACCUUGGAAAAACUGGCGCUUGCGGUGGUGACUUCUGCUCGGAAGAUUCGGCCAUAUUUCCAGUCUCAUUCGAUCACAGUCUUGACCGACCAGCCGCUCCGAACCAUUUUUCACAGUCCAAGCCAGUCGGAAUUCGUCGUCGAACUGCCGCCUCGCGAGGUAUGGAUUUUGCAUGUCGACGGAUCGUCAUCCCACCGGGGAUCAGGAGUCGGAAUCCGCCUGAAGUCCCCAAACGGCGAGAUCCUCGAACAGUCGUUCCGCCUCGAGUUCCCAGCGUCCAACAAUGAGGCCGAGUACGAAGCUCUACUUGCCGGACUGCGAUUGGCCACAGAGCUCGGCGUGCGACAUCUUCACGCCUUCUGCGAGUCGCAGCUUGUCGCAAGUCAACUAAGUGGAGAAUACACGACCAAGAACGAACGAAUGGAUGCGUACGUAACAACGACUAAGGCUCUCAUCUCUAAAUUUGAGACAUUCGAGCUCACGAAAAUCCCUCGCGGCGAGAACUCAUCUGCUGAGGCGUUAGCCGCCCUGGCAUCCAGUUCCGACCCGUAUAUGAAGAUAAGGAUCCCGAUCGAAAGUAUCUCAGAGCCCAGUAUCAAAACCGCGCUGGAAUGCAAUGUUGCUACUCGCCGACAGAACUUCGACGAAAAUCCGAUCUCGGUAAGUACACAAAACAGGAACUCGACCCGGACGAACGAGAAUGCCGAGCAGGAACUUAAGGAAAAUGCCGAGCAGGCUCCAGAAGACCUAGCCGCCGAUCAUGACUUCGAGCACAUAACCGAAGGAAUCCACAGUCCGUCAACUAGCGAAAACCAGGAAACCAAAUCCGCCGAAGAUUGGACAGUCGAACUGCGAGAAUACCUCCUCAACGGCAAAGUCCCUAACGACAAAUGGGCUGCUCGCCGUCUUAAAGUCCGGGCUGCCCAUUACACAAUGCACAAUGAUAAGCUAUUCCAUUGGAGUGCAUCUGGAGUACUCCUGGCCUGCGUUUCCGGGAAUGAUACAGUUGAAAUCAUGCGCGAAAUCCACGAAGGGUCCGGCGGCAAUCACUCCAGAGGUCGAUCUCUUGCUCUGAAAAUCAAAAAAGCCAGCUAUUUCUAG